Messenger RNA from Striga hermonthica, 1182 nucleotides. Lineage: Eukaryota; Viridiplantae; Streptophyta; Magnoliopsida; Lamiales; Orobanchaceae. The record is from the annotation of a GenBank genome assembly.
AUGGCGAAAACAACAGCUGCAUAUGCCAUCUCACUAUAUUAUUCUCCAACAAUAAUCUUAAUUGUCCUCCUGCUAAACUUAGCGUCACUUGGAAACUCCGGCAAUCAACAAUCGCGAACAAUACCACGAACACCACCCACACCCACACAGCGAACACCACCUAGAACGCGAACACCACCCACACCGCAAACAACACCCAUAUCGGCUCACAUAGACGUGCAGACUUAUCACUACAUUGUGAAAGUCGGGAUCUGCACUAUCCCAUCCACUAACCCUCCGUACAAGGAAUACUACCUACAUAUGGACACUGGAAGCUCCACAGUCUGGAUGCAAUGCCACGGCUGCACAAAAUGCUUCGACCAGACUCCACCCCCAUUCCCCUAUAGAAACUCACAAUCCUUUGCCAACACUGGCGGAAGAACCGGAUUUCCCCAACCGUUCAAUCUCACAUACGCCGACAAAUCAAGUACGUUCGGCAUUCUUGCCCAUGAAACAUUCCAUCUGAAGUCGAAAUCAGGAAGCGUGUCAAAAAUCCCCGGCGUCCUUUUCGGGUGCGGCAUGGUAAACAAUAAUAUGAAUUUCGAGAAAGUCAACGGGCACAACCGGAUUGCCGGGGUUAUGGGGCUUGGUUGGGACUCCCCUUUUCUUACUUCCAUAAGCUCGAAAUUCUCCUACUGUCUAUCACCCCUUCCCUUGACUACGACUUCCCAAUCGUAUCUUACUUUCGGGAACACUACGCCUACCCCUUCAUCCGUGAAAAUCGGGAGAACCCCACUGCAAAGAAGACCGGGAACUAAGUUUUAUUCCCUCGACAUGCAAGGAAUAAGCCUCAACAAAAAAAGGCUCAACAUAAACGCUAACGAGUUAAGGCUUAACAUCGGCACGGUGAUCGACACGGGUUGUCCGGUGACGAGACUCGUGGCGCGCGCGUUUGAUUUUGCCGGAGAUUACGUUUCACCUCGCGGGCUCGAAUGCGGACUCAUGAUGAAGCCGCAGGCGGCGUUCAAGGUGAUUGGGGUGCAGCGCUUGGGUAAGCCAAGCGAGAACGUUUGUCUGGCGAUGAUUAAGGAUCCCAUGAUGACCAUCAUCGGGGCUCAGGCCCAGACCAAUCACAAAAUUGUCAUUGACACCGAUAAGAGAGAGAUGCUUUUCAAUCUGCAAGACUGUGCUAGAAAUCCAUGA